Messenger RNA from Xenopus laevis (African clawed frog), 6458 nucleotides. It is a transcript of the gene phf20l1.L, whose product is annotated as PHD finger protein 20 like 1 L homeolog. Gene Ontology annotation, biological process: regulation of transcription by RNA polymerase II. The transcript is spliced from 21 exons. The coding region runs from base 282 to 3338 and encodes 1018 amino acids. NCBI's taxonomy places the organism in Eukaryota, Metazoa, Chordata, Amphibia, Anura, Pipidae. The record is from RefSeq and is a predicted model, not a curated record. Gene Ontology annotation, cellular component: nucleoplasm; NSL complex; nucleus.
CUGGUUACCAGCAGCUUUUGCCUGACUAAAACCUCCACACGCCGUCACUUCCGCCAAAAAGCGUCUACGUGAUGCGUCAGCGCGCUUACGGCUGUUGUGUCGUGACGUCACACUCUCGCGACGCGAGAUUUCUGACGUCUGGAUUAGCUGUCCGGCAGGAUCCAAGGAGCUGGACAUCAACGGAGCUGCGGGACGUUUGAACAGCGAUCCGGGAAGAAAAUCCGGACUGUCCCGCGGAAAGCUGGACUAUUGGGCGGUCCGUGACGUCGGGAGGAGCCAGGAUGAGUGAGACGCCUCCGAGCCGCCCUGGAAUCGCAUUCGAAAUUGGUGCACGUUUAGAAGCGCAAGACUAUUUACUGAAAUGGUACCCCUCAAAGAUAGAGAAAAUCGACUACGAAGAGGAAAAGCUGCUGAUCCAUUUUGAGCGUUGGAGCAGUCGAUACGACGAGUGGAUCCACUGGGACAGCAGCCGACUCCGCCCCCUCGAGAGGCCGUCAUUGAGGAAGGAGGGGCUCAGAGAUGACGAAGAAAAUUUUGAUUUUAAAGAAGGGGAAGAGGUGUUGGCGCGAUGGACUGACUGCAGAUAUUACCCAGCCAAGAUUGAAACUAUAAACAAGGAAGGAACUUACACCGUGCAGUUUUAUGAUGGGGUCAUUAGAUGUCUGAAGAAAAUGCACAUUAAAUCCAUGCCAGAAGAUGCAAAAGGACAGGAUUGGAUCGCACUUGUCAAAGCAGCUGCAGUGGUGGCAGCAAAGAAUAAAUCCGGGAACAAGCCCAGGACCAGCAUCAACAGCAAUAAAGACAAAGAGGAGAAGAAGUGGAGCAAAGGGCUCUCCAAGAAGGAAGAGGCAGUUCUGAGCAAAACGUUUGGCAUCUUCCAGAAAGAGGAGGAGGAGCCCACAUCGAGCAGGAACCUGGGUACUCCCCUUACUUCCUCUACAGAUGUUGCUUUGCCAGAGACUUCAAGGAUGAGUAUUGAGCCACAAGAGAAUGAGCUUUUGCUGAAAAGAAAACUGAGUCAGACAAGUUCGUUUCAAGCAAAGAGAGCUCGUCUGAACAAAAUUACAGGAUUAUUGGCAUCUAAAGCCGUUGGUUUGGACGAAGCAGAGAAGAAGGAUCGCGUCUCAGAAAAGACAUCAAGGCCGGAGGAGGAGAUUUCUCCCAAACCACAGAAACAAAAUGAAGGUGCCAUUAGCCACCCUUGCGGCACACUGAAGCCCGCUCUGCUCCCGACAGCUUUAUCUGCAGGGAAGUCUCGCAGCAGGAAAAACAAACGGGAUCCCGGAGAUGCCUCGGGGUGUAAACAGAUUCCCAUGUCCCCUAUUGCUCCAGACUUAACGCAAGGGACGUCACAGCCUGCAGCUCUGGGCAAGGCUUCAGGGCGCAAGAAUCGAAGGAGGCCUCAGAGAUCAGCCCUUCCAUCGUCUGGAGAUUUCCCCAGCCCUCCAUUCAGCAAUCGGAAAGGACUGCAGAGCGGCCCUCACACCCAGCAAAGACUUUCAGUAGCGACUGUCCCCGCCGAUGCCCCAGAGAAGCCGGAGCCUCUGGAUCUAAGUCACAGCACGGAGCCCACGGCAGCGCCUGUACCUCCUGAAUCCUCCAUCCGCGUGAACUGCCCCAGUAAAGAAAAGGAAAAUAUACAACGGAAAUCCAGUUCUUCCAAAGCAGUAGCAGACAGUUCAGCCUCGGCCUCAUCCGCUUCAUCCCCUCAAGUUCAUGCCUUAAAAUCGGCCGUGCCAAACAGUGUUAAACCUGCGAAGGGGACUAAAAAGAAGAAAUCUUGUGUGUCAGAAGGAACAGAAAACCCCCCGUCUGCCGGGGCAUCAGACAAAGUCUCUAAUAAUGUACAGGAAAAAGUCAUAAAGAAAGUGAAUGAGAAGGACAAGCGUUCAGAAGUUGGGGUCGUAAAAGAAAAGAAAGUCAAAAUUGAGGAGAAACCUCCAUCAGUCGGGAAAAAGAAAGACAAAGAUCGGAAGGAGAAAAAAGAGAAGGAGCACUCGAAAUCCAAACAGAAAAAGAAGAAAAAGAAAAAAAAGAAAUCCAAGCAGCACGAAUAUUCAGACCUUGAGGAGGCUUCUAUGGAAUACUUGGACAGAUCUUCCCCCCCAGUGACCCUCUCAUCCCCCGGCACGUUAUCUGUCUGCAACACAUUAACUGUGAAGAAUAAUUCAUUUCCGUUCCCACGAGCAAUCUUGUCUGUGGAUCUCACUGGAGAAAAUCUCUCUGAUAUGGAGUUUCUGGAUAAUUCUUCUACGGAAAGCCUGAUUCUCAGCGGGGAUGAGUACAACCAAGAGUUUGAUUCGGCCAUUUUUGAAGAGUCGCAGGAUGAAGAAGAGGCUGUGAAUGAGAUUGUGCGGUGCGUCUGUGAGAUGGACGAGGAGAAUGGUUUCAUGAUUCAGUGUGAAGAAUGUCUGUGCUGGCAGCAUAGUGCCUGUAUGGGGCUGUUGGAGGAGAGUAUUCCUGAGCAAUACGUGUGCUACAUCUGCACUGACCCCCCAGGUCAGAGGUGGAGCGCGAAAUACCGAUACGAUAGAGACUGGUUCAAUAAAGGCCACCUGUGCGGCUUGUCUUUUGUAAACGAAAACUAUUCCUACCUGAAUGCCAAAAAGAUCGUCUCCACUCACCACUUACUGGCCGACAUCUUCAACGUAACGGAGAUCAUGUACGGGCUGCAGCUCAAGUUUGGCGUACUGAAGAACAAGGAGCACCCGGACCUCCGAUUGUGGGCGUGUCCCGGGAAGCAGAAGGAACAGGGAGACCUAAACGAGAAAAGAACGUUUUGCACGAACCAAUCGGACAGAACGGCAUGUGGGCAAAACCAUAUAGGCUUCCCCAGUAAGCUUUGUAAAUCUGACGACACGUAUAUAACGAGCGAGCACAGCUAUCAGAAGCUUCCGAUCGGCGACCACGACUGCAAUUCAACCAGUGAGGCCGCCGGAUGCAACGAUGAGGCCGGAGCCACGGAAAAAAGGGAAACUCUGGGCGACACGAAAACAUGUUUACAAGGUUCUUUAAAGACAGAGAGGAAGAGUGAACAGAAUGUGGUGGAAGAGAAUAAAGUGUCUCAUGAGAGGAGAGGAGCGGAGGAGCAAGUGGACUCACAUGUACAGUGGCAGCUGAACCUCUUGGCUCACAUAGAGAAUGUGCAGAAUGAAGUCAGCAGCAGAAUGGACCUCAUAGAGAAGGAGGUGGAUGUUCUAGAGAGCUGGUUGGAUUUCACGGGUGAGCUGGAGCCGCCGGAUCCGCUGGGGAGAUUGCCGCAGUUAAAGAGACGCAUGAAGCAGCUUCUUAUGGACAUGGGCAAAGUGCAGCAAAUUGCCGCCGUCUGCUCCGUAUGAUGAUAGAAAACGGCAGCGGGAGGCGGUCUGUGCCGGACUAUUUUGCUAUUUAGGAUACAAAAAAGAAAAAAAAAAUUUGUACGAGUUUUAUGAAACAAAUAUAUAUAUAAAUAUAUAUUAUUAGUAUUGAUCCUUUGCAAGGAUUAUUAAUACAUCCUUUUAAACCAGGCGAGAGGGAUAACCAGUUAGUUGAGAGCCGGAGAUGGAGGUGCCUCGGAAGAUGACACUUGCGUUUUCACUAGCUGGCGGAUAAUCAUUGCCUCCCCGGUGUAUUUUUUUUUUUUUUUUUAAUUUUGGUCUCUUCUUCACGCAAACUUCAGAUUUCAAUCCAACAUGCUGAUUCUCAUUAAAGCAGCACUGAAUAUCCAAGCCAUAGAAUUCACUAAGGCUCCAUCUGUGGUCCCCCUAGCCGUCCUUAUGCAACUGCCAGCAUCCUCUGACAGCAGAAGAGCAGCUGGAGGGCUGCAGGGUAGGUGUAUCUGAUAUGCAGCUGGAACAUCUUGCUAUGACAUGGGGCACUACGUGGGCUCAUUGCAUUGCUAAAGUUGGCUCCAUCUUUAGUUAUUAUCAAGGCUGAGAUAGAGAUCAGUUCAGAUAUUAUGUAACCGCUGCAAUACCUACAAACGGAGAUUCUGGACCUGGAUUUUAGCACUUUAUAGAUUAGUAUAGAGGCUUGAGCUCAGGAUGAGAUGAAUAAAAGGGGUGGUGGCUCAACUAGAUGUUACUGGGCCCCACAGCAAAAUGAUUUUAGGGCCCCCAAAAUAUUUAGAGGUUGUGCUGUUUUAUUAAUAUAUAUUAAAAUUGCUCAUAAAUAGGGUCUCGUGGGGCCCCCCUAUACCUCCUGGGGCGUUGGGGUCUGCUUCCUCUGUAGUUAGACCCCUGGGGGUGAAAUAACAUCCAGUAUGCUGCAUCAAUCAAUCAGGCAGUUGGUGGUUUCCAUCUUUGCCAAUCCAGAUUAAUUUCCAGUAGGGAUGCACCAAAUCCAUAUCCCCAGUACUGAACCAGAUUUGCUUCCUUUGCCUUGAAAUACCUAGGAUACUUUUUCUUUAAAUGACGUCCCACCACCUUCAAGGAUUUCUUAGGGAUCCAUUGCGGCUCUCCGGGACUGUUCAAAUGCGCAAUAGAAUAAAAUGUCCACUUUGCUGCACAUGCAAACUGGCCUGGACAACCACAAGAGAUACUUUUUUGAUGAUUGUGCGGUGCUCGGAGACAAAGUACCCUGGCCUGGUGCAUUUUUUAGGUUUCUGUGUGGUGUAAAUGGUGGCCUUGUACUACAGUUUGAGGCUCUAGAAAACUCUAUGAUGCAAAUGGUAUGAGACCCUAGAGUGGCCAGGUCCUACAGAUCCUGAACCAGGUCAUAGUCCCAGGUUCCUCUUUGGUUUAAAUGGUAUAAUGGCCUGUAGAGUGGCCAUGUACUAAAGUUUGAGAUCCUAUGUUUCAGGCUCUAGUCCCAGGAUCCUCUAUGAUGUAAAUUGUAUGAAGACCCCCCUAGGGUGGCGAGGUCCUACAUAUUUAAAACGUAUGUUUCAGGCCAUAGACCAAGGUUCCUCUUUGGUGUAAAUGGUAUCGAUCCCUAGGGUGGUCCGGUUCUACAGUUUGAAAAACUAGGUUUAAGGCUAUAGUCCCAGGUUCCUCUUUGGUGUAAAUGGUAUAAGAACCCCUAGGGUGGCUAUGUGCUACAGUUUGAGAAUCUAUGUCACAUUUCAUAGUCUCAGAUUCCUCUUUGGUUUAAAUGAUAUAAGAACCUCAAGUGACCAUCAACUAUAGUUUCAGAACUUAUGCGACAGGUCAUAGUCCUAGGUUCCUCGUUGGUUUAAAAAGUACAAGGACAUCUAGGGUGGUCAGGUCCUACAGAUUCAAAACCUAUGUUUCAGGCCACAGUCCCAGGUUCCUCUUUUGUGUAAAUGGUAGCAACCCCUAGGGUGGUCCGGUCCUACAGUUUGAGAACCUGUGUUUCAGGCUCUAGUCCCAGGAUCCUCUAAAGUAAAUGGCAUGAGACCCCUAGGGUGGCCAGGUCCUACAGUUGGAGAACCUAUGUUUCAGUUCACAGUCCCAGGUUCCUCUUUUGUGUAAAUGGCAGCAACCCCUAGGGUGGUCCGGUCCUACAGUUUGAGAACCUGUGUUUCAGGCUCUAAUCCCAGGAUUGUCUAAUGUAAAUGGCAUGAGACCGUUAUGGUGGCCAGGUCCUACAGUUGGAGAUUCUAUGUUUCAGUCUACAGUCGCAGGUUCCUCUUUGGUGUAAAUGGUAUAAGAACCUCUAGGGUGGACAUGUUCUACAGUUGGAGAACCUGUGUUUUAGGCUCUAGUCCAAAGCUCCUCUAAAGUAAGUGGCAUGAGACGCCUAGGGUGACCAGGUCCUACAGUUGGUGUUUCAGGCCAUAGUCCCAGGUUCUUCUUUGGUGUUGAACUUAACACUUGAACUAUUAUCAUAUCAUGAUGGGGAUGAGUCUCCAGCAAUGGAUAUUUUUUCCUGACUGCUCAUUGGUAAUAAAAAGGGAGACAGACAUCCAUUUCUGGAGGUGCAGAUCCCAUUGUGAUAUGUUGAGUUCUACAUGAGAUCGUCUCUAUUUUACCGAUGGACACAAUGCUGUUUUAAUAAUCAUUUUAGCAGUCGCUCAUUUUUAGCCUAUUUUAUGCCGGCAUGCACUAUUUUUAAAUAAAUGUGCCAAAAUGACUACUACAGGGAACAGGACCGCCCCGUUACGGUGGUGCUGUCGGUGCCGGGAGCUGGUUGAUCUAGAGAUACUUUAUAUGCAUUGUAACCCAUUUUUUUUGCAGUGUUCUGAAUAGAUCUGUAUAUAUUUUAUUAUUUUGGCCCAGAGUAAUUCAACACUGGCUUAUUUUGUUGUUCUUUCUGGUGUGCGCCCAUCCUCAGCGGGCAUGAGGAGAUGAGGCCGACCGGUCACGUCUGGGCGCCACGCAACCACUAAAAUAGCUAUACGGAAAUACAGAAGAUAAUGUGUUUUAUUGCAGUUGUUUAGAGGUCCCCCCCCUUUUGUUAAGUCUGUACUGAAAUCCUCACAAACCAAAGGUUAAAGGGAAGAGUGUGCCGUUUAUAAAUAUUGUAUCUGACAAAAUGUACAAAGGAAAAAAUAAAUAAAAAAAAAAAGCUUCUCUAAA